CCCAAGGCAACUGCCCAGGAGCCCCAAACCUCCAGGCUUUAGGUCUGCUUUACUUUAGAUUCUGGUUGUUUGUUGUAAAGUUUUGUUUGAUCAAAUUGCUUACAUUUUUUGUGUGUCUAGUAAUUACAGGGUAUCUGCUGGUCUUGAAAAGCAUUCAAAAGCAUUGAAUUCAGUUCCUUUGUCUUAAAUUUACUUUACAAAAGCUUUGAAUAUGUUUUCUUGCCUGUAGACACAGUAACAUUAGGCAUAGCUUUUGGCUGUUGAGACACCUAACAAUGACAAACAUCUCUUGUCUCUUUGUGGUCAUUUUGCAUAUAGAAACAGAUAGUAAUGUCUGCAUUUGUACUAUUAUAACUGAGCUCUGUGGCUCUCAAACAAAAUAUAUUAACAGUCACUUCAUACAGAGGUUCUGAUCCAGGUUCCUGAGGGGUCACAGGCCCCCUAACCCCCCAGACCCCUGGGUCUGUAUAGUAAUCCAUACGUGGGCUAAGGCCAUGCUAACUGAUGUAUUAUAUUACCAGGAAUCACUGACAGAAUGUGGCAGGUCAGUAAAGUCAUGAAGCUGAUGAUUAAUAGUUGGUCCCCUCGGGUCUCUGCUGAGGUAACGGGCUCAGUGUGGAGAAACAUCGCCCUCUAAUGGUUUGUACUUGGCUGCUUUACUUUGCAGCAAGAUAAUAAAGAAGCAGAUCCUGGGUCAGCAAACUCUGCUGUAAUCACUCUCAUGUGUGUUGGUUGGUAAUCAUGGCUUUUGGGUCAAAACAACUCAGUCACAAUCUUGGCUCUUGUCAUCCCCUGAAAGCUCCAUGGAGGCUCAAUGGAGACUCUGACAGAUCCACAUUUAAUGGAUCAAUGCAUGGCUGAAUUAACCUUAAAGUUGUUGGGCCCUGAUUGACCCCCAGUCUACAUGUUUCAUCAGUUCAGGCACCCAGAAAACAACCUAGUAUGAUAGAGCCAGUUUUGGGUGCCCUGAUACAGAGCAGAGAAAAACACUUUUUGAUCAUUCUUACAUUGUAAACACCUGUUUACACCUGUUUUGGGUGGACUGCGUGUUAAGAAAAAUGUGAAUGAGAGGGAGGCAGAGCAGCGACUGUGCGCGCUGUGGGUUUGUGCGCCGCUGAUCUGACAGCACAUGGACUGGAUGGAAACGCGUGGAGAAAGAGCUGCGCACAGCAAACCGCUGCUGUUGGUGUCAGCGACGCAGUUGUUAGACGGGGACGCGCAGCUGAGCAGCCCGGGACAAUCCCUCAGAUUAGAGACUGACCCGUGGGAUUUGCUGGAGAGGCACCUGAUUCACCGGGAGCGACGCGCAGUCAGUGUCAGAGACAGAAUGAUCUAGAUUCACCCUCAUGUUCCAGUGGAACCUGUACCACUAGAUCCCAGAGUGUUUUCUCUCAUCUUUGGAUGGAUUUACGCACAUGACUGAAGGACACGUUACUUUUAGAGAAGCUCUCUCCAAGUGACCAACGUGGAUCCAUGGCAGGUUUUACGCAGAACGUAAAUACGCCGAUUAGAGUGUUUGAGAAACUUUUGGGCAGAGUCUUCAUCUCUCAUUAGUCAUCUGAGAACUGAUAAUGUGUGUUAUUCCUGCUGCCGGUGGAAACGUCUAAUCCCCUGCCCCGAUUACCGCCACAGAUGGAUUGCGUAGUGUCGGCCAACCGGCUGACAUCAGGGCCCAGUCACAUUAAUUUAACCGCUAUGCUUGCUUCUUGAUCGCUGAAUUGAAGCCAUUUAGGGCAGUUCAGCAUCCUUUUGGAGGCCUGAGCGCCAACGGGACCCCAGCUUCUCCUCCUGGUGCCAAAAUGAGGAGAGCUGUGUUGAAAGAAGCCGCCAAACGAUUCCCCUGGCUGGCCAAUGUGACUUUGUACGGGUGCUUAUUCGCCGGCGGUGACCUGGUCCAUCAGCUCAUAGCUCAGAAGGAGCGCAUAGACUGGAAACACACUCGCAACGUGGCCAUCGUGGCUAUCAGUUUCCACGGAAACUUUAAUUACUUCUGGCUACGAGCCCUGGAGAGACGUUUCCCUGGAAAGUCAGCCGGGAUGGUUUUCCGCAAACUCCUGCUGGACCAAAGCUUCGCGUCGCCUUUGGCCACCAGUGUCUUCUACACAGGAGUGAGCUUCUUGGAGGGCAAAGAGGAUAUCUUUGAGGACUGGAGGGAGAAGUUCUUCAACACCUGGAAGACUGGACUCAUGUACUGGCCGUUCAUGCAGUUUCUGAACUUUGUCCUGAUGCCGUUGUACAUGCGAACGGCCUUCAUGGGCUGCUGCGCCUUCCUCUGGGCCACCUUCCUGUGCUUCUCGCGGCAGAACGGCGAUGGCACCGCCGCCGUGGCUCUGGCCUUCGUCAUGGACCCACGUAAAACUCUGGAGGAGAUGCGUGAGGCCCGGCUGGCCCGAAAAAGGCAAAAGGCCCAGAGGGAAAACUGAAGAGUGGAGGAGGAGGGCGACACUGCGUCUGUCAUUCAGGCCUUUGAGCUCUGAUCACAGGACAGAGCGCAUUUUAAUCUUUUCUAAACCAGCAUCCACAAACUGAAAGCAGUGUGGAGAGCUGAGGAGCUGAGGAGCUGAGGAGCGUGUUACUGGUUUAAAAGAAACAGAGCACAUUCACGGUCUAUCACAUACGCACACACACUUUGAGUAUGGUGUAGUAUUAACAAGAACAUAUUUGAUGUUGGCUUUGCCCGUAUAUUUCAUCUGGCCUUUCCUAUUCCAAAAACAUGAAGAAUUUACCAAGUACUGGAAGCUCAGAACUAAAGUGCUUUAAGGACUGGCAUAGCUACAUGUCAGUAAGACAACAUAUGGUUUCAAAUAUCAACCCUGUCUCCUAAAAAAUCUGCCUAUGUAUCACUAAUUUGUGAAUGAUCUUAUGUUUUAAGGGGAAAUGUAAUCCACCUUUAUAUAUAAGAUUAGCAGGACAUGUUUUCAUGAAUUUACAGUCCCAAAAUGUUCAUACUUAAUUUAAAAACACAUUUUGUUUGCUUUUCUUGCCAUAUCUACUUGUGUCAACUUUACAGUGUGAUUAGGGAACAUUUAUUAAAGUCAGGGAAAGAUCUCAGUCAGUCAACACUGACUUGAAGCAACAGACAGACAUUUUCUGUAGUUACCCAAAACCACAGUGUUUUUCAAACCAAAGUGUUCCCUGGUUCUAACCUGACAGGGUUGCAAACACAAGAGUGGCUGGUUCAAGCUGCCAGAUGAACCUGCUUACAGUCCAUAAUACUUAAGUGUUAAAUGGAGCAAACAAAUUACAGACAGUUCCUCUACUGAUAGAGCAUGACCAGAGCUAAAAAUAUCAAAUUUGUCCUAUCGGUGGUGCUGGAAAAAGGGAUAGAGAAGAGAUAAAAGACCAAAUGUCAAAAACAAGUGACAAAAACAAGAAAAUGUUUUAUGUUUAAGAAGAAGUGCUUAAGGCUGACACACAUUGUUUACAGUUGCAGUGAUGCACAGGUGGUUUUGGCCUGGACCUAUGGACUUCUUACUUUAAAGGUCAGUUGUGUUGUGAUGAGGGACCGUGGCUGGUUGUUGUGGCACUGGUUUGAUGUGAGCCCACAGCACAGUGAAGCUCCUGAGAUCAGAUUUAAGGGCUCAAUAUUUCUGCUUUACACCAGUCGUGCCUUCUCUUAGACUUCCCCAACCAGUGGUCGACCAGCUGGCAGUGUAAUAAUCAAUGCACUGAGAUAUGUAUAUAUAUAUAUAUAUAUUUUGUUUGUAAAGAUUUUAAAUGGAGUUUCUGUAUUUAUUUUGGGAUGCACUGAUGUAUCAGGCUGAUUGCUUACAUAAGACAGCAGGCUUCAGGAGUAUGAUGUCUGAAAGCUCAUAAAGUGUCCAAAAAACAAGUGAAUAAGCAUAUUUCCCAAAAUGUUUGACUUUCCCCUUAAGGAUAAUAGUGAAUGCUAGGCUUAGCACUCCCAGUCAAAAGGGCUCAUUAUGUGUUAUUACAAAGCAUGUGUAUCAGUGCAUCCCACUUGUGUUGUGUGUCCUAGUUUGACCUGUAAAACUAUCUCAAUCCUGUCUUCUUACUUGAAACAUCACAUAGGUUGCCAUCAGCCCAGAUACCUUAUCAUGCAACACAUCCAGUUACCUAAACCAAACCCAUCAUUUACUCUUGUUUAGAUCUUGGUUAUUUAGUUACGCUAAAAGAUUUUCAACUUUUAAUGCUAUUUAUCCAAAAGACAGCAAAGAGAUUUGGAUAUUUCAUUGUUUGAUGUACAAUACACCUACAGUAUUAUAUCAGCAGUGAAAUGUAAUAUUAUAGGUUCUGUUUUUCCAUGGAACAAAACUAAGACCUCAAAGACUGUUCUAUGUUGUUCAGUAUUAAAGUCUGGUUUACAGCAAAUUGUGAAAACCUCAACUACUCCUUUGCAUUAGUACGGUGAUAUUUUCAGAAAUAGGAGCUUCUUAGAUGUAUGAACACUUGUGUGUCCAAUUCAAAAGGGACUGGACAGUUAACCUGAGAUGAAUAAAGAGUCAAACAGCUGCCUCCUGUUCUGUU
Messenger RNA from Lates calcarifer (barramundi perch), 4488 nucleotides. Its product is annotated as mpv17-like protein. Gene Ontology annotation, cellular component: membrane; cytoplasm. The transcript is spliced from 4 exons. The record is from RefSeq and is a predicted model, not a curated record. The coding region runs from base 1800 to 2423 and encodes 207 amino acids. Lineage: Eukaryota; Metazoa; Chordata; Actinopteri; Centropomidae.